AUGAGUUCAACUGUUGUGAGCCCUAUUGUCAGGGACUCCAAAUUGUUGAUUCCAAGAAGUAUGGUCUCAAAGCCAUACUUCUUACCAUUUUUCCCAUUAUAUGCAACUUUUUUACAAGUUUAUUUAACAGAUUACGAUCGUUAUCUAGGUGGUUCUGAAUGGACUUUUGUUGUUUUAGGUAGCAUUGUUUCAAUUCAUUUAUUGGUAUUUUUAAUGCCUUCUUGGAAUGUUAAGAUAAAUGCUUUGUUUAACUAUACUAGUGUUAAAUCUGUAGACGAAGCUAGUAAUAUUUUAUUACAUACUACUUCAAAUAAUGGUUCUGAUGGAAUUGUAUCUAUCCAAAGAGUUACAGAAGAUGGCGUACUACAAGUGUUCUUUGAAUUCCAAAAGAAGAGAUUCUUAUGGCAUGAAAAGGAAAACGUUUUCUCUCCACCAAAGUUUUUGAUUGAUAAUUCACCAAAAAUUGGUGAUUUUGUAAAUUGUAAAGGUUUAAAAGGUGACUUGACUCAUUCCAGAAGACUUUAUGGUACAAAUUCCUUUGAUGUCCCUGUUCCAAAAUUCUUAGAAUUGUUUAAAGAACAUGCAGUCGCACCUUUAUUCAUUUUUCAACUUUUUUGCAUCACUUUAUGGUUAUUAGAUGAAUUUUGGUAUUAUUCUUUGUUCAACUUAUUUGUCGUGGUCUCAAUGGAAGCUGCUUCAGUCUUCCAACGUUUGACUACUUUGAAUGAAUUUAGAACCAUGGGUAUUAAACCUUUUGAACUAUACGUUUACAGAGAUGGUAAAUGGCAAGCUAUUCAAUCUGACCAAUUACUACCAAUGGAUUUGAUUUCUAUCACUAGAACUGCUGAAGACAGCGCUAUUCCUUGUGAUUUGGUUCUAGUUGAUGGAUCUUGUAUUGUCAAUGAAGCUAUGUUAUCUGGUGAAUCUACUCCUCUUUUGAAAGAAUCAAUUAAAUUACGUCCUCAAGAUGAUUACUUACAAAUCAAUGAUCUUGAUAAAAAUUCUAUUCUUCAUGGUGGUACCAAAGCUCUUCAAGUCACUGCUCCAGAAUCAGCUUCUGGUGGUAUUCCAUUACCACCAGAUGGUGGUGCUUUGGCGGUUGUAACCAAAACUGGUUUUGAAACUUCACAAGGUUCCUUGGUUCGUGUUAUGAUCUUCUCCUCUGAACGUGUUUCAGUUGAUAAUAAGGAAGCAUUAUUCUUUAUUCUAUUCUUAUUGAAUUUCGCUAUCUUCGCUUCUUGGUAUGUCUGGGUCGAAGGUACUAGAAUGGGUAGAAUUCAAUCUAAGUUAAUCCUUGAUUGUAUUUUAAUUAUUACUUCUGUUGUUCCACCUGAGUUACCAAUGGAAUUGACUAUGGCUGUAAACAGUUCUUUAGGUGCCUUGUCAAAGUUCUAUAUUUACUGUACAGAACCUUUUAGAAUUCCUUUAGCUGGUAGAAUUGAUGUUUGUUGUUUUGAUAAAACUGGUACUUUGACCGGUGAAGAUUUGGUCUUCGAAAGUUUAGCUGGUUUAUCUGAAGACGUUGAAGACAUUCGUCACUCUUAUUCAGCUGCAGAAGCUCCACAAAACACAGUUUUAGUAGUAGGUGCUGCACAUGCUUUGGUUAGAUUGGAUGAUGGUGAAGUGGUUGGUGAUCCAAUGGAAAAGGCUACAUUGAAAGCUUUUGGCUGGAAGGUUAAUGAUAAGGAUAUUGCAAGUAAGAAAGAUAUUGGUGAUAUCAAAAUUUUACGUCGUUUCCAAUUUUCUUCUGCUUUAAAAAGAUCAUCGUCUGUUGCUUCCCACAAAAGUAAAAUGUUUGCUGCCGUUAAAGGUGCCCCUGAAACUAUUCGUGAAAGAUUAACUACUGUUCCUAAGAAUUAUGAUGAAAUUUACAAGUCAUUUACUCGUUCUGGUUCUAGAGUUUUGGCUUUGGCUUCCAAGAACUUGAAGAAAAUGUCUAAUUCUGACAUUGAUAACUUACAACGUGAAGAUGUCGAAGAACGUUUGACAUUUGAUGGUUUUUUGAUUUUCCACUGUCCUUUGAAGUCUGAUGCUAUCGAAACUAUUAAAAUGUUAAAUGAAUCAUCCCAUCGUUGUGUUAUGAUUACUGGUGAUAAUCCAUUAACUGCUGUUCAUGUUGCUAAGGAAGUCUCUAUUGUUGAAAGAUCAACUUUAAUCUUGGAUAGAGUUAGUGAAUCAAAUGAUGAACUUCUAUUUUUUACUGUUGAUGAAUCGGUUAAGAUUCCUUUCAAUCCAAAUGCGGAUAAAUUUGAUCGUGCUAAAAUUUUUGAUAAAUAUGAUAUUGCUGUAACUGGUUAUGCUUUGGAUUUGUUAAAGAAACAUUCCCAAUUAAGAGAUUUGCUUCGUCAUACUUGGGUCUAUGCUCGUGUUUCCCCAUCUCAAAAGGAAUUUAUUUUGAACGAAUUGAAGGAUAUGGGUUAUAAAACAUUGAUGUGCGGUGACGGUACCAAUGAUGUUGGUGCCUUAAAACAAGCUCAUAUUGGUGUUGCUCUAUUGAACGGUUCUGAAGAAGGUAUGAAAAAAAUGAUUGAAGAUAGAAGAAUUGAAAAUAUGAAGAAUGUCUAUAACAAGCAAAUUGAAUUAUUUGGAAAAUGGGGCCAACCAGCUCCAAUUGUUCCUGAAUUAAUUGCUCAUUGUUAUCCACCAGGUCCUAAGAAUCCACAUUAUUUGAAGGCUUUGGAAAAAACCGGUGUUACAAUAACUCCUGAAAUCAGAGACUUGGUUACUAAGGCUAAUUCUAAACCUGCAGAAGCUCCUAAACCAAUUGAUACAUCCAAAGGCAAACCAAGUGGUAGUGAUCUUGCUUCAUUGUUAAUGAAUUCUUCAGAUGCAGAUGCCGAAGAAGUUCCAACUCUAAAGCUUGGUGAUGCAUCUUGUGCUGCUCCAUUUACUUCCAAGUUAGCCAAUGUUUCUGCUGUUACACACAUUAUUCGUCAAGGUCGUUGUGCUUUGGUCAACACUAUUCAAAUGUAUAAGAUUCUAGCCUUAAAUUGUUUGAUUAGUGCCUACUCUCUGUCUGUUAUCUAUUUAGCAGGUGUUAAAUUUGGUGAUGGUCAAGCUACUGCAUCCGGUCUAUUAUUAUCUGUUUGUUUCCUAAGUAUUUCUCGUGGUAAGCCAAUUGAAAAGUUAUCUAAGACAAGACCACAAGCUGGUAUCUUUAACGUUUACAUUAUGGGGUCCAUUUUAUCACAAUUUGCUGUCCAUAUUUUUACCCUGAUCUAUAUUACAACUGAAAUUUAUAAAUUAGAACCAAGAGAACCACAAGUUGACUUGGAAAAGGAAUUCAGUCCAUCGUUAUUAAACACUGGUAUAUUCUUGGUCCAAUUAGCCCAACAAAUUUCUACAUUUGCCGUUAACUAUCAAGGUGAACCAUUUAGAGAAAACAUCUCUAAUAAUAAAGGUAUGUACUAUGGUUUGAUCGGUGUUACAUGUCUAGCAGUUGCUGGUGCCACUGAAUUUAUCCCCGAAUUAAACGAAUCCCUAAGUUUUGUCCCAAUGGAUGAAGUCUUCAAAUUUAAAUUGACCUCAACUUUAUUCCUUGAUUUCUUCGGUUCUUUAGCUGCUGAGUAUUUCUUCAAAUAUUUCUUUAUGGAUGACAAGCCAGCUGAUAUUACCAUUCGUUCCAUCGAAAUCGCUUAA
Molecule: messenger RNA, 3639 nt
Organism: Vanderwaltozyma polyspora DSM 70294
Lineage: Eukaryota; Fungi; Ascomycota; Saccharomycetes; Saccharomycetales; Saccharomycetaceae
Gene: SPF1
Product: ion-transporting P-type ATPase SPF1
Exons: 1
Coding region: 1-3639 (1212 amino acids)
Biological process (GO): intracellular calcium ion homeostasis
Cellular component (GO): endoplasmic reticulum membrane
Molecular function (GO): ATP hydrolysis activity; P-type ion transporter activity; ATP binding
Source: RefSeq, a predicted model, not a curated record